CUUAGCCUUUAAGUCAAUCUAUUCCCUGUCAAAAAAGAAGAAAGAAAACCCAUGGAACAGGCUCAGUAUUGGAUGUGGAUGAGGAGGAGACAUGAGCUUUUGAAGUCCCAUUUUCAAGAGUCAAUGAACUCUUUAAGUGAUUCCUGGGAAGAAAAAGCUUUUGCCGAAGAUUCAGCAGGAUCUUUCGGGGGAUUUAUAUGGCCUCCUAGAUCAUAUUCUUGUAGUUUUUGCAGGAGAGAAUUCAGGUCAGCUCAAGCUCUAGGUGGUCACAUGAAUGUUCAUAGACGAGAUAGAGCUAGGCUUCAACAAUCUCUUAGUCCCAGCAAUGAAGUUGUUCCUCUUCAAAAUCACAACCACAAUCCUGAGCCUAAAUUCCCAUAUGAUCAGGCUUGCAGUUUUGAUCAUUCCACUGAUGAUCUUGACCAUAAUUCUACAAGCCCUAGUAUUGUUGCCUCAACUUUUUCAGCUUCUAGGGUGUUAGCUUUAUCUACUCAAGAAACUUUUAGUACUUCUUCCAUUGUUCAAGAACAGCAUAAAGGGCAGUUAUUUGGGUCAGAUUCUACUGCAAAAAGAACUCUCAUCAAUAUUGUUUCAUCAGAUUCAAAACCUGAGGCACAAAAGAGCAUCAAUCUGGUGGGGGAAGAUUCUAUGGGCCUAGGUUCUGAUGAUCAUGUUGAAACCAAUUUAUCUGUUGGGUUGAAUUCUGUCUUUUUCCAAAACCGACCAACUGUGACCUGUGGCGAGGAGGCAAUCAAUUACAAACGACCAAAGGUUGCUGUUUCAACACUGCCAUUCUUAGUUUCAAAAGAGAAAUACUCUCCUCUUCAAUGGCAGGUUCUUGGACUUAAGCCUGCAAACUCCAUGGAGGACUUGGAUCUUGAGCUCAGGCUUGGGGUUCUACCAAAGGUGAAGUAAUGGAUGGAUCAAAGUAUUGCAAGAGAAUGAUCUCAACUGAAGAUAUUGAUUGCUCUUAGAGAACUCACUUCUUUGAUAUUCACUGGAAAACAGGCCAAGGCAUAUAAUUGAGCAGAUAACGAAAAGCUUAUUUUCCAAUCAUGUUUCUUAUAU
Molecule: messenger RNA, 1068 nt
Organism: Durio zibethinus
Lineage: Eukaryota; Viridiplantae; Streptophyta; Magnoliopsida; Malvales; Malvaceae
Product: putative transcriptional regulator RABBIT EARS
Source: RefSeq, a predicted model, not a curated record